Entelurus aequoreus (snake pipefish) is the source of this 4002-nucleotide messenger RNA. RefSeq names its product zinc finger protein 585A-like. Lineage: Eukaryota; Metazoa; Chordata; Actinopteri; Syngnathiformes; Syngnathidae. The transcript is spliced from 5 exons. Bases 307 to 3729 code for a protein of 1140 amino acids. Gene Ontology annotation, biological process: regulation of immune system process; regulation of cytokine production; negative regulation of transcription by RNA polymerase II. The record is from RefSeq and is a predicted model, not a curated record.
CGCAUGCGCGGAACGAUCGAGUCUCGGGUAGUUCUUCGUGUUUCGUGUUCUCAAGUAGUACGUACAUGUAAACAUAUACAGGUAUGUCGUGUAGUAGAGCAAACAUCGAUUAAUAAUUGUUUCUUUACGGACACAUUCGCGUGGUUGCACUUUGUUGCGUCCUUGGCUUCGCUAAUUUAGCUUGCUAGUUAGCUUAGCUUGCUAGUUAGCUUAGCGUGUUAGCUGCUAACAAAGAGACGCGGACGUUAUCAACACAUCGCUAAGUAGAGCUCAAAUGUGAGUGUGAGGUGUUGUGAUUGUGUGAAAAUGUGCGAAAGAACGAUAGCGGAGUGCGAAGAGGAACUUCAUAGAACAAAAGAGGAGAACUAUCAACUACUGGACGCUGUUUUCAAGAAACAUCAAGUUGUGUUACACAUAACAGAACAUCUUCCGUCCCCCCGCAUUAAAGAGGAAAAAGAGGAGCAACAGCCCCCCUGCUUUAAAGAAGAAAAGGAGGAGCCACUGUCUCCUCUUAUUAAAGAGGAAGAGAAGGUGUCUCAGCCCCCCUACAUUAAAGAGGAGGAGGAAGAACACAGCAUCAGUCAGGAGGGAGAGCAUCUUGAAGGACCGGAAAAGUCCCCAGUGACUGGUGUCCCUGUGAAGAGUGAAGAUGAUGAGGUCAAAUGUGAAAAUGAGGAGAUGGGAGGGGCUGAGCCUCCAACACAACACAUGACAACAGAAGCUGAUGGACACCACUGUGGAGGAUCACAAUCAGACUCGCUCUUAGCUCCACUAUCAGAUAGCGACGCCGCAACGCCGCACCUCGACGCAAACACGGACUCUCACUUGAGAACGCACGCCAGAGGAAAAAUGUUCAGUUGUUCCGUUUGUGGUACACAAUUCUCUCAGAAGCUAACCAUGCUGGCGCACGCGAGGACGCACACGGGAGAGAAACCUUUCAGUUGCCCGGUCUGCGGCAAGCGCUUCACGCAAAGGGCGCACAUGCUGUCUCACGCCAGGACGCACACAGGGGAGAAACCUUUCCGUUGCUCGGUCUGCGGCAAGCGCUUCACGCAACGGGCGCACAUGCUGUCUCACGCCAGGACGCACACGGGGGAGAAACCUUUCUGUUGCUCGGUGUGCGGCGGCGCGUUCGCGCAGACCUCCUCUUUGAAUCGGCACAUGAGGACGCACACCGGAGAGAAACCCUUCGUUUGCUUGGACUGCGGCAAGAGCUUCUCCCAAAAGGUGAACAUGCUCUCGCACACGAGAACGCACACGGGAGAAAAACCUUUUAGUUGCUCGGUGUGCAGCGUCGCAUUUUCUUUCUUAUCUUCUUUGGAUCGACACAUGGAGAGUUGUUUAAACAUCGCUAAACGGAGAUCAAGUGUGAGUUUAAAGUGUUGUGAUUGUGUGGAGAUGUGCGAAAGAACGAUGGAAGAGAACGAGGGGGAACUUUCUAGAACAAAAGAGGAGAAGGAGCGACAACAUCAACUCCUGGACGCUUAUUAUAAGAAACAUCAUCAAGUUGUGUUACACAGAACAGAUGUCAGUGAAGAACAUCUUCCACUCGAGCCACAGCCCGCCCACAUUAAAGAGGAAGAACACGAGUGGCAGCCCACUCGCGUUAAAGACGAAGCAGACGAGCCACGGCCCCUUUGUUUUAAAGAGGAGGAAGAGGCGGAGCCACAGCCCCCGCACAUCAAAGAGGAAGAGGAGGAACACAGCAUCAGUCAGGAGGGAGAGCAUACUGAAGGACUGAUGUUUCCAGUGACUGGUGUCCCUGUGAAGAGUGAAGGGGACGAGGUCAAAGGUGAACGUGAGGAGCAGAAAGGGGCGGAGCCUCCAACACAACACCUGACAACAGAAGCUGAUGGAGACAAACUCUUAGCUCCACUAUCAGAUAGCGAGGACACAACCUCACACAAUAAUGCAUUGGAAAAACCUUGCAGUUGCUCAGUGUGUGGCCACGCCUUUUCUCAAAUGUCCUCUUUGCACCGACACAUGAGGACGCACACGGGAGAAAAACCCUUCCGCUGCCCGGACUGCGGCAAAAGCUUCUCGCAGAAGGUGACCAUGGAGUCGCACGCGAGGACGCACACCGGAGAAAACCCCUUCCGCUGCGCCGUGUGCGGCAACGCCUUCACCCAGAUGUCCUCGCUGCGGCUGCACGCCAAAACGCACACCGGCGAGAAACCCUUCCGCUGCUCGCACUGCGGCAAGCGCUUCACGCAGAGGGCGCACAUGCUGUCGCACGUGAGGACGCACACCGGGGAAAGACCGUUCAGUUGCCCCGUGUGCGGCAAGACGUUCGCUCAGACGUCCACUUUGAAUCAACACCUGAAGACGCACACGGGGGAGAAACCUUUCACUUGCUCCGACUGCGGCAAAAGCUUCACCCAAAAGGUCACCAUGCAAGCACACAAGAGAACGCACACGGGAGAGAAACCUUUUAGUUGCUCGGUUUGCGCAGAAGCCAGUGAAGAACAUUUUCCUCCCGAGCAGCAGGAGUGGAACGCCAGUACGGAGCAGGAGUCACAGCCCCCCCAUGUUAAAGCGGAAAGGUCCCCGUUGCUCUACUUUAAAGAGGAAGUGGAGGAUGCACAGCCCCCCCACAUUAAAGAAGAAGGGGGUGAACUGUGUCUGAGUCAGGAGGGAGCGCCGCUUCAAUGGUUGGAGGAGUUCCCAGUGAUUGGCGUGGUUGUGAAGGGCGAAGACGACGAGGUCAAAGGUGAAAGUGAGGCGGGAAAAGGGGCGGAGCCUCCCACACAACACGUGACAACAGAAGCUGAUGGAGACCACUGUGGAGGAUCACAAGCAGACUUAGCUCCACUGUCAGAUAGUGACGACGCCACGUCUCACUCUGCUGAGCACGAGGACCAGGAGGACCACCAAGAACCCCCGAGCGGCGAUCCAGACCGCCAAGGUGAAUCGAAGACGAGCAAACAACAAUUUCCCUGCCUCGUAUGCGCUAAAAUCUUCACCAAAAAAGGCAAUUUCACCCGACACAUGCGCUCGCACACCGGGGAAAAACCAUUCUGUUGCUCCGACUGCGGCAAAAAGUUCUCCCACAAGGCGCACAUGCUCACGCACCUGAAAACGCACACGGGGGAGAGACCCUUCAGCUGCUCGGUUUGCGGCAAGAGUUUCAUCCAGAAGGUAACCAUGGUAACGCACAUGCGCACGCACACGGGGGAAAAACACUUCGGUUGCCCGGACUGUGGGAAACGGUUCUCCCACCGGGCGAACAUGCUCUCGCACGGGAGGACGCACACCAGGGAGAAACCGUUCACCUGCCCGGACUGCGGCAAGACCUUCUCCAACAAAAGCAACAUGGCGAAACACGCCAGGACGCACAGCGGGGAGAAACCCUUCGGUUGCUCUGUCUGCGACAAGAGGUUCUCCAACCGAACCAACGUGGAGAAGCACAUGCACACGCACACGGGGGAGAAACCGUUCGACUGCUCGGACUGCGGGAGGAAAUUCUCCCAAAAGGCGCACCUGCUCGCCCACGCGAAAACACACGCCGGGGAGAAACCUUCCCCUUGCUCAGUUUGCGGCAAAGGGUUCUCUGACAAAACUUCCAUCCGAUCACACAUGAGAACUCACUCCGGGGAAAAACCGUUUACUUGCUCCGUUUGCAAGACGACUUUUUUUUGGAAGUCCUCUUUGAAAAAACACGUGCAGAGUCACGGACGCUCUCCUCUUGGUUGCCACGAAAUUCCAUGCGGUAAAAAUCAUCAAUGCUGAGCCUUUCAGUUUAUUUCCGUCUGAAUUCAUAUUUCAUGCUGGAUUCUGAACACUUCAUAAGAAUAUUAUCCAUCAAUCUUGAUGAUUAUUCCCUUUUACGUGUACAAAGUGCAAGUCAGUACCACUCUUUCUCCAGCAGAGGCCGCCAGUGUGCAGCAGAACAACGACGUCACGUGACACUACGGACACGUGAGUCUGCUUAUGGACUUUGACUGUAACAAUCACGGUUAUUAAAAUCUCAUAUUCCGUAGAAAUGUUGAUGUGUUAUUUAUA